AGCAGGAUAGCCAUGGCCACCGUUGAGAAAGUGUCCACGUCCACAUCCACGACCACCGUGGAGCGAAAGGCCAAUCCCGUGAAAUCAUUUCUCACCGGAGGAUUCGGAGGGAUCUGCAAUGUUUUAUCCGGCCAUCCACUGGACACCAUCAAGGUGCGCCUGCAGACGAUGCCACGUCCGGCGCCUGGAGAGCAACCCAUGUACAGAGGAACCUUCGAUUGUGCCGCCAAGACCAUCAAGAACGAAGGAGUCCGUGGCUUGUACAAGGGAAUGUCCGCGCCCUUGACAGGGGUUGCUCCAAUUUUUGCCAUGUGUUUCGCUGGCUAUGCCCUGGGAAAACGCCUGCAACAGCGCGGCGAGGAUGCAAAACUCACCUACUCGCAAAUCUUUGUGGCCGGCUCGUUUUCCGGUCUGUUUUCCACCUUGAUAAUGGCUCCCGGAGAGCGGAUCAAGGUCCUGUUGCAGACGCAGCAGGGACAAGGAGGCCAGCGCAAGUACAACGGAAUGAUCGACUGCGCCGGAAAGCUCUAUAAGGAGGGAGGACUUCGCAGCGUUUUCAAGGGCAGCUGCGCUACAAUGCUCAGGGAUCUGCCCGCCAACGGCUUGUACUUCCUAGUCUAUGAAUGCCUUCAGGAUGUGGCAAAGUCCAAGUCGGAGACUGGGCAAAUCAACACUACCUCAACGAUUUUGGCUGGCGGUGCUGCGGGCAUGGCUUACUGGAUUCUGGGAAUGCCAGCCGAUGUUUUGAAGAGUCGCCUACAAUCGGCUCCGGAGGGAACUUACAAACAUGGCAUUCGCAGUGUCUUCAAGGAUCUGAUCGUUAAGGAUGGUCCACUGGCUCUGUAUCGGGGCGUUACGCCAAUCAUGAUUCGCGCAUUCCCCGCCAAUGCUGCUUGUUUCUUUGGCAUCGAGCUAGCCAAUAAUUUCUUCAAUAUUGUAGCGCCAAACUUCUAAUCUAAAUUUAUAUUCUUGGAAAGUGAUUAAAGAAAUUUUCAGUUAUUUGAAAAUCUUGAAAGAAAAUAUAUCUAUUUGUAUAGAUCGCAUACACAAA
Drosophila rhopaloa is the source of this 1051-nucleotide messenger RNA. It is a transcript of the gene colt, whose product is annotated as congested-like trachea protein. The record is from RefSeq and is a predicted model, not a curated record. Lineage: Eukaryota; Metazoa; Arthropoda; Insecta; Diptera; Drosophilidae. Gene Ontology annotation, cellular component: mitochondrial envelope. Gene Ontology annotation, biological process: mitochondrial transport; carnitine transmembrane transport. The coding region runs from base 13 to 954 and encodes 313 amino acids. The transcript has a single exon. Gene Ontology annotation, molecular function: O-acyl-L-carnitine transmembrane transporter activity.